AUACAGCAUCAUCCAUCUCUGUGUGCGUGCGUGUAUAUAUAUAUAUAUGUACACAUAAACCCAUAUACAAUAUCUCAAUAUCAAACCAAAGCACAGAAAGAAGUUAAUAACCAGGAGGAAUUAAGAAGAUGAAGGGCGGCGGCAAUGGCGGUGGGGCGACGGUGGCGGUAGCGGUGGCGGUGGGGUUGGUGCUUUUGUCAGAAAUGUUGGGUUUUGGGGCGGCGAUGAGCUGCACGCAAGUCUACAACCGGCUGUAUCCCUGCGAGCCGUUCGUGGUGAAGGGAGGGCCGCCGGCGCCGUCGCCGGCUUGCUGCGCCGGGAUGAGGGCCGUGAAGAAUUUGAUCCCCACCACCAACGACCGCCGCCAGGCUUGCACCUGCCUUAAGCAUCUGGGGAACGAGUUCCGCGACCGCGUCAACUUCGGCGCUGCCGCGCUUCUCCCCAGAAUGUGCGGCGUGGAGUUUGGUUUCCCCAUCUCCAUGGCCACCAUGUGUAACAGGAUUCCUUAAUAAAAUGAAGUCUCAAAACUGAUCAAAGUUAUGAAGAAGGGGAUGAAAAAUAAAUUAGAGGGGGAAGCAAUGGGCAGUUCCAUCUUCUUCCAACUGUAUGCAUGGCUCUCGAGCUGGAGAGAGUUGGGAAUAUAUGUAAUAUAUAUAACAAGUGCAUGCUCGUUGUAAUUAAUGGUAGCUUAUGACAUAUUUCUUAAUUAA
Molecule: messenger RNA, 710 nt
Organism: Malania oleifera
Lineage: Eukaryota; Viridiplantae; Streptophyta; Magnoliopsida; Santalales; Ximeniaceae
Product: non-specific lipid-transfer protein A-like
Exons: 2
Coding region: 129-509 (126 amino acids)
Biological process (GO): lipid transport
Cellular component (GO): membrane
Molecular function (GO): lipid binding
Source: RefSeq, a predicted model, not a curated record